AUGGGAUUUAAUAACACGAUACUCAAGUCUAGAUCGCCUGCUUCGGAUAACUGCAAGAUGCCAACGAAUGACAAAACUUUGUCUCAAGACGUCUUGAGUUGCAUUAAGAGAUCCAAUUACACCAAAUGUGUUGAGCGACGCCGAAAUUUACUGGACAAAGAAUGUUCAGCAAGACUUCCAAAAUCGAGUGCCCUUAUUCGGCUUCUCCCAUUUAUUGAUUCUAAAGGCUUAUUACGUGUGCGUGGACGACUACACAACGCAUCCUUAGAUUGCAUCACCAAGCAACCAUACAUAAUUCCAAAGAAUUCUCCGCUGACAACUCUAAUUAUUCAGAAGGCUCACAAAGAAACUCUCCAUGGAUCCACUCAGGACACUCUUAACUAUAUCCGCAAUAAGUUCUGGAUUCUUGGAGGAAGAGCACCUGUUCGAUCAUUUAUUCUCAAAUGCGUUGUCUGCACCAGAUAUCGACGCUCUCUAGCUAAACAGAUAAUGGGCCAGCUUCCAGCUUCUAGAGUAACUCCUUCUCGAGCCUUUCUACACUCUGGAGUUGAUUAUGCUGGACCUUUUACCCUCAAGACAUGGAAAGAUAGAGCCGCUCGCACUUACAAGUCCUGGAUUGCGGUAUUCGUCUGCUACUCAACGACAGCUAUUCAUCUUGAAAUCGUAACGGAUUACACAACUGAUGCAUUUCUUGCUGCAUACAAAAGCUCAAAUGAAAAAGAAGAUAUUGAUCAAGAUCAUUUAGUCAGCGAAAAUGAACAAGGAAAAGAUGCACCUUGUGCAGCGCUGGAUUUACCAAGGGGCACGGCGGGGCUAGUGCCCCAGGCUCCAGGGGGCCGAGGGGCCCCUGACCCUAGAAAAUAA
This is a messenger RNA of Belonocnema kinseyi, 864 nucleotides long. RefSeq lists its product as uncharacterized. Gene Ontology annotation, molecular function: nucleic acid binding. Lineage: Eukaryota; Metazoa; Arthropoda; Insecta; Hymenoptera; Cynipidae. Bases 1 to 864 code for a protein of 287 amino acids. The transcript is spliced from 3 exons. The record is from RefSeq and is a predicted model, not a curated record.